AUGACUACUACUACGCAAGUGCAAGUGUUGGACUCAAAUCAGCCACUUGUCACGGCUUCCUCUUCUGCACCAUCUUCAAGUAGUGCGCAAGUGUUAGACUCAAUAGAGCCGCUUGUGCCUACUACUACGCAAGUGCAAGUCCUUGACGAACUGGUUGCUGGUCCUAGUGUGAUGACUGGUCCCAGUGGAGCAGCUGGUUCUUGUGGUAGCCUAUCAGCUAUUGCUAGUUCUGCGGAGGACGAGGGCGAGGAAUUUGCUGCUGCGAUGCCCAGACCUACUGGGUCAUCUGGCAGAAGGCUUAAUCUUUACUCAGAUGAGUUAAGUUUUGAUUUAUGUUAUGAUUACUGUACAAUAUCAUUGUUAUGUCAGAUCCAUGUGGAACUGGAGAAAGAUCUUCUCCAAAUUGAGUACACACGAACAGUGUGUUCAGUUUGCGGAGGAGAGAGGACUCAUCCCAUUAGACAAAAUCUGCGCAUACCACCAGAAGCCAAUGAUUUUGACAAAAGAAUCAGGGCAAGUUGGAAAAUUUUGAUGCCAGAAAAGCAACUGCCGCACCAAAACAGUCUCUUGUGCUAUUGGGACCUGGUUUGA
This is a messenger RNA of Parnassius apollo (apollo), 591 nucleotides long. The record is from the annotation of a GenBank genome assembly. Lineage: Eukaryota; Metazoa; Arthropoda; Insecta; Lepidoptera; Papilionidae.